Messenger RNA from Protopolystoma xenopodis, 531 nucleotides. The record is from the annotation of a GenBank genome assembly. Lineage: Eukaryota; Metazoa; Platyhelminthes; Monogenea; Polystomatidea; Polystomatidae.
CCCGGCGUAUAUGGCUACGCGACCUCGAGCAUGGUUAACUCGACUCAGAUGACCCGCCAAACAUCUUCCAUUUCCUUGGCGUCAAUAGCACACCACCGUCAUGGCCUAGGCCAAAUAAAUGUACAGACAAUGCUCCGUCAGGAGGAGGGGCUAGAGACACUGCAUGAACUUCCCACUCCGACUUCGAAGAUGUCUGUCUGCAGCGUCAUCUCACCUGCUGGAGGCAAAAUCGGUGCCGUUUGUGGACCUGUAGGCGUUUCUACCGUGGUAUCUGGUGGUCAGGCCGAUGCAGUUGGCGGCAGAAUUAUUCGCUCGAGUGGAGCCUACCCGUCGUCCAGUUGGACGGAGGCGAGCUGGUUACGGUCAGGAAUUUCAAGUGAAGUCAAACUGAAACGACCCUCGGUAUUCUCGUGUCCUGACACGGAUAGGCCCGUCAAUAUGAUGCCGCUGAUGAACGAUUUCUGCUCUUUACCCAUGCUUUCCCGAACUGGAGCCGUGGUCACAUCUUCUCGGAGUUCCAAGCGUCGGUGA